AACCCAUAGAAAGCCCGGAUUCCUGUGGAUACCUCGGACGAAGAAAGUCUGCAAGAUGGCAACUAAAUGCACAGGCUGUGGACCUGGCUACAAAAGCCCACUGGAUGCCAUGAAGGUAACCACCUCCCCAGAUGGGAAAACCACAGCAGGCUCAACUUACCCCACUGGUCCACGUGAGGAGAUUGUGUACCUGCCCUGCAUUUAUCGCAACACUGGCAUCCAGAAACCAGACUACCUUGCCACUGUCGACGUGGACCCCAAGUCUCCUACUUAUUGUCAGGUCAUCCACAGACUGCCCAUGCCCAACCUGAAUGACGAGCUACACCACUCUGGUUGGAACGCCUGCAGCAGCUGUUUUGGCGACUCAUCCAAGAAGCGCAACCGACUUAUCCUGCCCUCGCUCAUCUCCUCCCGGGUCUACAUAGUGGACACUGGGACAGACCCCCGCGCUCCACAGAUGCACAAGAUUGUGGAGCCCACAGAUAUCUUCUGGAAGACGGGCCUGGCCAACCCCCACACCACACACUGCCUGGGCAGUGGCCAGAUUAUGAUCAGCAGCUUGGGAGAUCCAUCUGGCAAUGGCAAAGGUGGCUUUAUCUUGCUGGAUGGUAAAACGUUUGAGGUGGUUGGUAACUGGGAGCUUCCUGGUGAGGCGGCACCUUUUGGUUAUGACUUCUGGUACCAGCCCCGACACAACGUCAUGAUGAGCACCGAAUGGGGAGCGCCCAAAGCCCUCGCCUACGGUUUCAACCUGGAACAUGUCAAAGAAGGUCUCUAUGGAUCGAAGAUCCACGUGUGGGACUGGACCACUCACAAGCGGCUACAGUCCCUGGACCUGGGGGAGGAGGGCGCCAUUCCUCUGGAGAUCCGCUUCCUCCAUGAUCCCGCCGCCACGGAGGGCUACGUCGGUUGUGCACUCCAAGGAACCGUCUUCCGUUUCUACAGGACCCCAAAAGGAGACUGGGCUGCUGAGAAGGUUAUCCACGUCCCCAGUAAGAAAGUGGAGGGAUGGGCUUUGCCAGUGAUGCCAAGUCUGAUCACAGAUAUUCUGAUCUCCCUGGACGACCGCUUCCUAUACUUCAGUAACUGGCUGCACGGAGACAUACGACAGUAUGACAUCACAAACAGGAGGAACCCACGUCUGGCUGGCCAGCUCUUCUUGGGAGGGAGCAUCCUAAACGAUGGCCCUGUCAAAGUACUGGAGGACCCAGAGAAUCAGAGCCAACCACCCCCACGCACAAUCAAGGGGAAGAGGAUCCCAGGGAGCCCCCAGAUGUUGCAGCUCAGUCUGGAUGGGAAGAGACUGUACGUCACCACCUCUCUCUACAGCGGCUGGGACAAGCAGUUCUACCCGGAAAUGAUCAAGGAGGGUUCUGUUAUGAUGCAGAUUGACGUGAACACAGCCAAUGGUGGCCUCAAGGUGAACGAGAACUUCCUGGUCGACUUUGGGAAAGAGCCCAAUGGCCCGGCCUUGGCCCACGAGCUACGAUACCCUGGGGGAGACUGCACCUCUGACAUCUGGCUGUAAAGUUACGCAGGAGGCCCCAGUUUUCCCCCUCUCAUUCCCACCAUACUUUACAUAGACUUCAUGUAACUUAUAUUAGUUGGAAACGGGUGGGGAAGGA
This is a messenger RNA of Salmo salar (Atlantic salmon), 1625 nucleotides long. Its product is annotated as methanethiol oxidase. Gene Ontology annotation, molecular function: protein binding; selenium binding. The record is from RefSeq and is a predicted model, not a curated record. Lineage: Eukaryota; Metazoa; Chordata; Actinopteri; Salmoniformes; Salmonidae.